Messenger RNA from Neopsephotus bourkii (Bourke's parrot), 3610 nucleotides. RefSeq names its product potassium voltage-gated channel subfamily C member 4 (gene KCNC4). Gene Ontology annotation, cellular component: dendrite membrane; neuronal cell body membrane; axon. Gene Ontology annotation, biological process: potassium ion transmembrane transport; protein homooligomerization. The coding region runs from base 584 to 2419 and encodes 611 amino acids. The transcript is spliced from 5 exons. Lineage: Eukaryota; Metazoa; Chordata; Aves; Psittaciformes; Psittacidae. The record is from RefSeq and is a predicted model, not a curated record. Gene Ontology annotation, molecular function: protein binding; delayed rectifier potassium channel activity.
AGAUGGGGCUGAGCGUCCCCAGGAGAUGGGCUGAGCAUCCCCAGCACCCCGGGGGUACGAGACCCCCCCCAAGGAGGAGGGUUUAGGGGAAGGGCCCCUGGUGCUGGGGUGGUUGGUACCCUGCUCCCAGCCUCGAGGUGCAGCCGUGGGGAAGGGGCAUCUUCCACUCGAGAGCUGAAAGAGGACGAGGAGAUGCUGAAGGAGGGUGAUGGGAGGGAAGGGGGGGUCUGGUCUGUCCGCAGGCACCCGGCUCCCCACCGGCCACGGCUCCGCGCUCGGGGUCGGUCUCUCCUGACCUCCCGGUGAGCGAGGGAUUGCGAGCCAGGGAGGGAUGGGAUCUGCUCGAGCCUCUGCCAAGAGCUGGCUCCGGAUCCGCAGGCAGCUCCGGGCUGCAUUUCCCCUCCGGCGCGAAGCGGAGCCGGGGUGUCCGGGGUUCACUCCUCGCUGACACCGAGCCCCGAGACCCUCACCCGCAGCCGCGGGGAGUCCCAUCUGUGCCCCCCAUCUCCCGCCUCCGCCGACCCCCAGCUCCUCGCCCGGAGGAAGGGUGCGCGUAGCGUGCAUCUCCCAUCCACCGAAAUCUAUGAUCAGCUCGGUGUGUGUCUCCUCCUACCGUGGACGCAAGUCUGGGAACAAACCACCCUCCAAAACAUGCCUGAAGGAAGAGAUGGGCAAGGGGGAAGAUUCGGACAAGAUUACCAUCAAUGUAGGGGGCACCCGGCAUGAGACCUACAAAAGCACCCUACGGACUUUGCCGGGCACCCGCCUGGCCUGGUUGGCCGACCCCGAUGCCCAGAGCAACUUUGACUUUGAUGGGAAAAGCAAUGAGUUCUUCUUCGACCGUCACCCUGGGAUCUUCUCCUACGUGCUCAACUACUACCGCACCGGGAAGCUGCACUGCCCCGCGGACAUCUGCGGACCCCUCUUCGAGGAGGAGCUCACCUACUGGGGCAUCGAUGAGACGGACGUGGAGCCGUGCUGCUGGAUGACCUACCGCCAGCACCGCGAUGCUGAAGAGGCCCUGGACAUCUUCGAGAGCCCCGAGCCUGGUGGAGGGGCUGGCGGAGAGGAACCCGAAGAGGAAGGGGGUAGGGAGAUGGCCCUGCAGCGCCUGGGCAUGGAUGACAGGCCCCCAGGCGCGGCGGGGGCUGCCGGAGGGGCUGGCUGCUGUCGGAAUUGGCAGCCCAGGAUGUGGGCGCUCUUUGAGGAUCCCUACUCGUCCAAGGCGGCAAGGGUAGUUGCUUUUGCCUCGCUUUUCUUCAUCCUGGUCUCCAUCACAACCUUCUGCCUGGAGACACACGAGGCCUUCAACAUCGACGUCAACGUGACGGAGACCCUCGUGGUUGGCAACACCACGACCAUCCUGCUGACGCAUAAAGUGGAGACGGAGCCCAUCCUCACCUACAUCGAAGGGGUCUGUGUCCUGUGGUUCACCCUCGAGUUCCUGGUUCGCAUCAUCUGCUGUCCAGAUAAGCUUCUCUUCGUUAAAAACCUGCUCAACAUCAUUGACUUUGUGGCCAUCUUGCCCUUCUAUCUAGAGGUAGGUCUCAGUGGCCUGUCCUCCAAAGCUGCCCGGGACGUACUGGGCUUCCUACGGGUGGUCCGUUUCGUCCGGAUCCUCCGGAUCUUCAAGCUGACCCGGCACUUUGUGGGUCUCCGGGUGCUGGGCCACACACUCCGGGCCAGCACCAAUGAAUUCCUGCUCCUCAUCAUCUUCCUCGCUUUGGGGGUCUUGAUUUUCGCCACUAUGAUCUACUACGCCGAGCGGAUUGGAGCCAAGACGUCCGACCCCCGUGGGAGCGACCACACUCACUUUAAGAACAUCCCCAUUGGGUUCUGGUGGGCUGUGGUGACCAUGACGACCCUGGGCUAUGGCGACAUGUACCCCAAGACCUGGUCGGGCAUGGUGGUGGGGGCUCUCUGCGCGCUGGCCGGGGUGCUCACCAUCGCCAUGCCCGUGCCUGUCAUUGUCAAUAACUUUGGGAUGUACUAUUCAUUGGCCAUGGCCAAGCAGAAGCUGCCAAAGAAGAAGAAAAAGCAUAUACCCCGUCCAGCCCCGCUGGACUCCCCGACCUACUGCAAAUCCGAGGAGAACUCCCCCCGGAACAGCACCCAGAGCGACACGUGCCCCUUGGCGGUAGAGGAGGGGGCAACUGAAAGGAAACGGUCAGACUCUAAGCAGAACGGUGAGGCCAACGUGGUGCUGUCAGAUGAGGAGCAGCCGCUGUCACCCACCGAAGAGGAGAAGCGGCCCAUGCGGCGUUCCAGCACCCGGGAUAAGAACAAGAAAUCCUCCACGUGCUUCCUGCUGGCCACAGGCGACUUCUCCUGUGCGGCGGAUGGAGGCAUCCAGAAAGAUACCUGCCAAGACGUCCUCUCUUCCAGUUACCCCCAGGGUGAGGUGGUCACCUUCUCCUGAGCUCUGGCUGGAUGCAGGCAGCACCUCGGUGAGGGAUGCUGUCCCUGAGGGAUGCUCUCCCCAAGGGAUGCUUUCUCCAAGGCAGAGGGAUGCAUACCCUGAGGGAUGCAUUCCCCAAGGUGGUGGGAUGCUGUCCCUGAGGAUGAGGGAUGCUUUGCCCAAGGGAUGCAUUCCCCAAGGCCAAGGGAUCCAUUUCCCAAGGCUCUGGGAUGCUCCCUCUGAGGCCAAUGGAUGCUCUUCCCAAGGCUGAGCAAUGCAUUCCCUGAGGGAUGCUCUCCCGGUGGCCAAGGGAUGCAUUCCCCAAGGGUGAUGCUCUCACCAAUGCUGAGGGAUGCUCUCCCCAAGGGAGAUGCUCUCUCCAAGGACAAGGGAUGCAUUCUCCAAGGGAGCUGCUCUCCCUGAGGCUGAGGGAUGCAUUCCCCAAAGGAAAUGCUCUCCCCAAGACUAAGGGAUGCUCUCCCCAAGGAAGAUGCUCUACCUGAGGCCAAGAGAUGCUCUCCCCAAGGCCGGGACAUGCAUGCCCCCAGGGAUGCUCUCCCAGAGGAGCUUUCCUUGCCCACCACAGAAGUCCAAAGCUCCAGCCACCAGCUCUGUGGCCGGGCCAGGGGGUCCCCCACCAAGAGGUGCUGCAGAGCCAUGGGACCAGGUCGGGGUGCUGGGGGUGGCCUCGCUCCCCUGCCUGCUGCCAGCCCUGCCACAUACACGCUGCCCAUGUCCCCAGUGCACCCCCAGGCUGCCCCCUGCCCCUUGCCCAUUGCUUUCGGAUGCACCUCGCUCCUCCGGCUCCAGAGCCUCACUGGGACAUCACCAUCCACGCUCUGACCCCUCCAUUGUCACAGAGCUGCUGGGGACCCUUCUCUGGGGCUUCGAAGGCUCCGUUUGAGGUGCCAUGAGCAGGUGGCUGCCCCAUCACUCCCUUCCCAUGGGUGCUCACCCCAAGGUGCAGAUCCCAGAGGAUGAUGGGGACAAGCGGGUGAGCUGGGGCACAGGGAUGGGGAUGGGGAGCGAUCGGUGGUUGAGGUGGGGUGAACCCGGCUGGCCUGGAAGGGUCAGUGUCUUUCUAAUGCUGUUACAUAUCUCUGUGAUCAAGGCAAUACUACUCCCGUUUGUCUGUCCUGUUCGCAUGCCUCUACCUGUCCAACCGUACUAGAGUUCAAAUAAAGACAUCCGCGAGCUGAGUCAGCUCCUGUA